CUUUCGCCCUUGCAUCAUCCCCUCAUUCUAUUCGUCUGCUAAAGGACAUUUACACUUUCCGCUUUAAAUUCAUGUAGACUGACUGGCUAGUUGGGUUUUAUCAGUCUAACAUCACUUCGCAAUCAAAAAUUCCGCACAUCAUGCGUGAUACUGUCUUUUGUGUUUUAAUUUUGUUUAAAGCUGUUUAAAACGGUGCUGUGGUAAUUUAUUUUGAGGGCUCGGAAUUAAUUUGCGCAAGAGGAUGAUAGUUACCUCCACAAUCUGCGUUAUCUUGGGCUGGUAGGCAGAGUUCGUUAGGAGGUUGUCCUCCUUUCCUCGGCGAGUUGUAAAUCCGAUCCCGACCACUCGUGACGCUUAUAUUUCGCGCCCUUCCCUUCAAUCAAGGCGCGAUUGGAAGUUUUCUUGUGCAUUAAUGGUCAAAGUAUCAUUUUCUGAUGUCAGAACAUGAAUUCUUCCCUCAGAUUAGGCCAGUGCCUUCGCGGUCAGAAUGGAAUAUACACUGUUGGCAAACAAUUGCAGGAAACGGUUUGGGUGGCAAGGUAUGAAGCUACUGCAAAUUUCAUGGAGGCUCCGCUUAUAACAGUUCUGUAUAGCAAAUCUGGAAGCAAUCAACCAGUGAUUGUGAAAAGUGUCAAUCAUUUUCGUCUUCAGAAUGAGCGUGAUAUUCUUAACUGCUUUCAAUCCCGCACCCCCUUCAUACGCCCCUUAGUCGACGAGAUUAUUGAGCCAUCAAAUCCACCCGCUAUAGUCCUGAAAUAUUUAGACGAUCACCUUCUCAAUGCCUCUGUCUCUAAACGACUUACAAGUCAGGAAAUUAGAUAUGUUGCAAGAAGGAUUUUAGAAGCCCUGAAGGUUCUACAUGAAAAUAAUUUUGUCCAUACAGAUAUCAAGCCCGACAACGUUCUGGUAAACUAUGGCCAAGGGAAUGUACGGUUUACAGAUGUCCAACUUGCAGACUGUGGAAAUACAGUUCCUACGGAUUCAGCGUAUGCCAAGGAUAGUGACUUGAUUGGAGCACCUAUAUGGAGAAGUCCUGAAGCACAGCUCCGAAUUGGCUGGGGCACGCCAACGGAUAUAUGGUCUUUUGGCGCAUUGCUUAUAACCUUGCUCUAUGGAGAUAAUUUCUUUAUUUUUAAACCAGAUAUUCCCGCAGAUCAUGAUGAUUAUGAGUUAAAGAUUCUUCAGAGACAGUGUGAGUUCUUUGGGCCAUUCCCUUUGACAUACCGCGAAAUCUGCCCUCAGGAAACAUUGAAUAUUCUGGCAUAUAUUAUGAAAAGUAUUCCCCCCGAAAAGAAAAAACCAUUUACAAGGAUUUCGGAAAAGGAGAUCUCUAGAGAGGACAAGGAAUUCAUUCUCAGGAUCAUGAAACUUGACCCAAGGGACAGACCGUCAGCAGCAGAGCUUUUGCAGGACAAGUGGUUUUGUUAGAGGCCCAUCCUAACAGCACGAACUUGAUAAAGGACUCAGCUCGGUGCUGGUCCUAUCAAGGGCGAUAAAACACUUAGUCACAUUUCUUCACACUUCUACAACUCCUGAAUUCCUGUUCAACAAUUCCUUUUGUACCUACAGUAUAUCUAUAUUGGAUUAAUCUAUCAGUAUUGCAUAUGUAUAUUCUUUAUUAUAACUAGACUG
Aspergillus pseudotamarii is the source of this 1632-nucleotide messenger RNA. Its product is annotated as putative serine/threonine protein kinase. NCBI's taxonomy places the organism in Eukaryota, Fungi, Ascomycota, Eurotiomycetes, Eurotiales, Aspergillaceae. The record is from RefSeq and is a predicted model, not a curated record. Gene Ontology annotation, cellular component: cytoplasm; nucleus. The coding region runs from base 445 to 1428 and encodes 327 amino acids. The transcript has 3 exons. Gene Ontology annotation, biological process: protein phosphorylation; intracellular signal transduction. Gene Ontology annotation, molecular function: ATP binding; MAP kinase activity.